ACAACAAACAAGUCUAACUAACCGGCUUUGUCCUCAUCUACACACCAGAGUUCAGUUCAUAUCCACAGUUCAACCAGACCUACCCAACACACAAUGGCCACCACCCCAAACGUCGUCCCCGUUCCGGAACCGCGCAUCCGCGAGCAGAACCGCAACGAGGUCCGCUGGGAGCGCCAACUCCACCGCAAGGCCGAACUCGACGUGAACCGGGCCAACCUGGGCGAAAUGCUCCAGGAGGUGGCGGCCAUCGAAAGUGUGACCCCGCAGGAAAUCAAGGGCCUCGCCUCGCGGAUCAAACGACGCAAGCACGCCGACCUGCGAGAUCUGGUCAAGCUGAGCUACGGAUUUCAGCAGAGCGGCGAGAACAUCUCCGAGUUUGUUCGGAUUACGGGGGCGAUCAACGUGGUGGUGAAGGAGCUGACCGGACAUGACUCGGACCGGCAGCUGCUGGCCGCGGAGUGUUUGUGCAAUUUGAGCCUGGGGGAUGAGGUUUGCUGCGAGAAAGUGGCCACGUUCGCGGGGACGUACUUGGUCGCGCUGGUGGAGAACUUGAGCAAUCGGAGGGUGGCGACGACCUGCAUGUGGACCUUGCAGAACAUGAUUUCAUCUGGGACAAAAGCCAUGAAGAUCUUGAACUCGCAAGGAAUCAUUCCCAGUUUGACUCAUCUUUUGGAAGUCCUUGAAAAGGAUGAUCUUCUAGCUGAGAUACUGUUGGCGAUUGAACUUAUUCUAGACCAUGAUCCAGCAUUCAUUAGCCCUGAAACAAUUCACGCCACCAUCCUGCCUCUAACUUCUUCAAAGGAGCCCCAACUGAACAGUCUCAAGGUGGUUUACAAAGCCUUGUGCCUCACCGGAUUUGAAACGCUGGACGUCGAAACAGCACCUCAAAUAGUCAAGCACGUCGUUCAACAGUUGGUUCUUAUUGGAACCGAAAAUGGGGCGGAAGCAAUUCUCUCGAUCCGAAUACUGGCCAAUCUGGUUGCGAUCAACGAAGGUUGUGUGGAUUUUUUGGUAGCUCAGUGUCAGCAGCAUAAUUUUAAGCUAAGUCAGUUGUUUAAUUUGUUUUCUGAGGAUGGUCAAGUAGCAGUUUGUAGGGAAAUUUUGUGGUUAGUGGGUAAUAUGAGUAAGGCGGGCUCUGGUAACGAAUUCAAGAGGUUCGUGCAGUUUGAUAAUUUUGUUGAAUGUGUUAUUAUUCCAAAACCAUUAUUGGUUUGAAUAUUUAAUAAGGAAGUUAGCUGGAAUUGUUGUACUUACAUGAACUUAUGGUUUAUUCAAUUUGGAUUAGAAUAAUAAAUUGAAUUGAUUAUCAUACAAACCGAU
Molecule: messenger RNA, 1320 nt
Organism: Culex pipiens pallens (northern house mosquito)
Lineage: Eukaryota; Metazoa; Arthropoda; Insecta; Diptera; Culicidae
Product: transmembrane and coiled-coil domain-containing protein 6-like
Exons: 3
Coding region: 94-1215 (373 amino acids)
Source: RefSeq, a predicted model, not a curated record